UUACCCGCUCCGAUCCCCAGGUCCCCAUUCCACUCCACCCAGUCUCCUGGCGAUCCAUGGCGGCGGCGGCGCCCACCGGUUGCUACAAGUGCGGCCGUCCGGGCCACUGGUCCCGUGACUGCCCCUCCGCGGCGCCCGGCGCCGCCGCAUCCACCGACAACCUUAACCCUAACCCCAAGCCCAGCGCCUCCCGCUUCGCCCCUUACCCGAGGCCGAGGUUCGGCAAGACCGCCCCGGCGGCGGCAGACGGGGAGGAAGGGAGUGGCGGCCAGGCGCAGAGCAAGAAGAAGAAGAAGGAGAGGGCGACGCGGCCCAAGCUCACGCCGGACUUGCUGCUUUCCGACGACGGCCUUGGCUUCGUGCUCCGCUACUUCCCCAAGGCCUUCAAACCCCGCGCCCGCCCUGGCCACGAGGUGGAGGAUCUUGGUAAUCUUAUCAAGUUAUACACAGACUGGCACUCUCGCUUGAUCCCUUAUUACUCCUUUGAUCAGUUUGUGCGAAAAGUUGAGAAAGUAGGGGCUAGUAACCGUGUUAGAAGAUGCAUUUCUGAACUAAGAGAGAGGGUUGCCAGAGGGGGAGAUCCUACACUACUGCAUGAGCCGCCGGUAGAAGUCAUACCAGAGGGUGAACCAGAUGGAGCCACAGCUGAAGACCCAAUUUUUGGGACUGAAGCUCCAGUGACCGAAAACCAUAGUGUGGAACAAAUGGAAGAAGAUAUAGAUCCACCAGUGGGAAUCAACGAUGUGGAUCCCACGCAAGAAGAUCUGCUUAAUGAGAUAUACGAGAAGGCAGCUGUUGAGCCACAAAUCCCAGCUGUUGGAGGAAGAGCCGAAGAUGCCCCACAGGCCAUGGCUCCAGAGGAAGCGAAUCCACAACGCGAUCCACCACGAGAAACGCAGAACCAACCGGCCAAGAUUCACCUGACCGAAGAGCAGAGGGCUCGCAUGGAGGCAAACCGACUCAAGGCCUUAGAGAGGGCAGCAGCAGCGCGUGCUCGCGCCUCGCAGCCAGCCUAGCAACCUUCUACUCAGCUACUUGCAUCUUUUCUUUGCUUUUAUCAUUCCCUUGCAUCGCAUUGCAUUGCUCUCGACCCCUAGGAUGGAUGUAUACGUGACACAGGAAUCAGCUCAAAUCCAUUGCUUCUGUGCUACCGCCUGAACAGCAUGUGCAAUGGUGUUUUGCUGGCCUUGAGGCUCGGUGUUGAAAGCAUCUGAUGUGCACCUGCUUCAUGGUUCUUGUAGGCUAUGCUCGUGACAGUGGUUGUUCAUACUUCAUAUCCUUCGUUGUUCCAUCGUGACGUUCAUGAUUGGGUCCCUUCCAUCUUGGUUCGUGGCUUCGAUGAGUUGGGCCGUUGGCUACUACGGCUAGAGUCGGUGUGGACCGUCUGAAGAUGCUAU
This is a messenger RNA of Oryza brachyantha (malo sina), 1397 nucleotides long. Its product is annotated as TIMELESS-interacting protein. The record is from RefSeq and is a predicted model, not a curated record. Gene Ontology annotation, cellular component: replication fork protection complex; nucleus. Gene Ontology annotation, biological process: replication fork processing; replication fork arrest; DNA damage response. Gene Ontology annotation, molecular function: DNA binding; zinc ion binding. The transcript has 5 exons. The coding region runs from base 57 to 1016 and encodes 319 amino acids. Lineage: Eukaryota; Viridiplantae; Streptophyta; Magnoliopsida; Poales; Poaceae.